Messenger RNA from Aplosporella prunicola CBS 121167, 914 nucleotides. RefSeq lists its product as uncharacterized. The record is from RefSeq and is a predicted model, not a curated record. The transcript has a single exon. Bases 138 to 677 code for a protein of 179 amino acids. Lineage: Eukaryota; Fungi; Ascomycota; Dothideomycetes; Botryosphaeriales; Aplosporellaceae.
CCUUACAAGUAUAAAUAUAUUUAAUAUAUAUGUGUGUGUGCUGGUUCUUUGUAUAUGAAAAAUUAAUAUGAAGUAAAGAUAAAAAUCACGAAGGUUUAGAUAUAUAAGAAGAAAAAGUAUCACAUAAGUGUACGGAAAUGUAUAGUUAUCGGGGUAUAAGAGAGCUUAGACACAUUAGGUGCAUUUAUAUAUGUUAUUACGCGGGUAGGCAACUUAUUCGAAGCCUCACCUUUAAAGUACAGUCCUAUUUUACUCCACACCUCCAAACAGAGAACCCCAACCCCAAUGCUACUCCCGUUUCAGGCUCCCAGCCCAGACAGAACUCGUGGCUCGUCUCAGCACCACUGUCUUCCUCCUGGACAGACCAGACCCGGCCAAAGUCUACAGCGAGGCAGAUACCAAGCACUGCCCCGUUCCCAUACCAUCUGAAGCGACAGCGGCGACAAUGCUCGCGUACCCCAACGGGACGCUGGUACCUGUUGAGUGGCUGGUGGCCGCGUACACCGUGGCGUGACCAUUGGUGGCGGGCGUUCCAGUCUCUCCACCCGCCACUCUGGCUGCCACGCAUGGUAGUAGGCCGCCAGAGUAGAGCGAUGGUCGGAAGUACUGAUGUGCUGGUGGGUGGUGGAGGUAGCAGGCAGUUGGGGUGGCGGGUUGGCAGACCGCCAGACUGCUAGCCACCUCACAGCCUACCGUACGAGACGGCAGGCAGAGAGGGCUGGCAAAGCAAGGCAAGGCGACCCAGGCCGCCAUACCCUUCCCCACAACCACCACAACCAUCACCGAUCACAUUUAACUCUGUCUGAUCUCCGCAACACCAAUACGCACCCUCCACACGCUGGCCAUCCACGCAACGAGUCAAGACAUGCGGGGUGCGUGCGUGUGGAGAUCACCCAUCCGCGGGGGUGGCGGCG